CAAAAAUCUCAGCCCAUGUUGACCAUAACGCUUACGUGCGGACUUCACUCGCUUAAUCCAAUCUCUCCAAACCCACAUUCCAAAACCAAAUUCCAUCAUCUCUAUUUAAACCCACUCACUCUCCACCAUUUUACUCUUCCACCACCCAAUCAUUUCCCACUCACUCCGCCCGGUAAACCCAACGUUACCCGAAACCAACAACCAACAACCAUGGGCAACAAUCCGGACGAAACCGGGUUCAAACUCGUCGGAUUCUCCAACUUCGUCCGGGUCAACCCGAAAUCCGACCGUUUCAAGGUCAACCGGUUCCACCACGUGGAGUUCUGGUGCACGGACGCCACCAACACGGCCCGAAGAUUCUCAUGGGGCUUGGGAAUGCCCAUCGUAGCCAAGUCGGAUCUAUCCACUGGUAACUUGACCCACGCAUCCUAUCUCCUCCGCUCCGGCCAGCUCAGCUUCCUCUUCACAGCUCCGUAUUCUCCUUCUCUGGCCACCAUGGAAAACGUGGCCCCCGCAGCCGCGUCCUCCAUCCCCACCUUCGAUCGCGCCGCCUGUCUCGACUUCGCGUCCAAGCACGGCCUCGGCGUUCGCGCCAUCGCCGUCGAGGUCGACGACGCCGUUUCCGCCUUCCACGUCAGCGUCUCCCACGGCGCCACGCCCGUCUCCCUUCCCGUCCACCUCGACAAGGACGAAACGACCGCUCUCUCCGAAGUCCACCUCUACGGCGACGUCGUUUUGCGCUACGUCAGCUCCAAAUCCAGCUCCGAUUCCUUGUUCCUCCCCAAAUUCGAGGCCGUAGACGCGACCUCAUCGUUUCCGUCGCUAGAUUUCGGAAUCCGACGGCUAGACCACGCCGUCGGCAACGUGUCCGAUCUCGCCGCCGCCGUAUCGUACGUAAAAACCUUCACCGGAUUCCACGAGUUCGCCGAAUUCACGGCGGAGGACGUCGGAACGAGCGAGAGCGGAUUGAACUCCGUCGUUUUGGCGAACAACGAGGAAACGGUUCUGAUACCGAUGAAUGAGCCGGUGUACGGGACGAAAAGGAAGAGCCAGAUACAGACUUACCUGGAGCACAACGAAGGAGCUGGAGUGCAGCAUUUGGCACUGGUGAGCGAGAACAUAUUCAGGACACUGAGGGAGAUGAGGCAGCGGAGUGGAGUUGGGGGUUUCGAGUUCAUGCCGUCGCCGCCGCCGACGUAUUACAAGAAUCUGAAGAACAGGGCUGGGGAUGUGUUGACAGAUGAGCAGAUUAAGGAGUGUGAGGAGUUGGGGAUCUUGGUUGAUAGGGAUGAUCAAGGGACCUUGCUCCAAAUCUUCACCAAACCUGUUGGUGAUAGGCCAACCAUUUUCAUAGAGAUAAUUCAGAGAGUGGGAUGCAUGCUCAAGGAUGAGGAAGGGAAGGAAUACCAAAAAGGUGGAUGUGGAGGAUUUGGGAAGGGUAACUUCUCCGAGCUUUUCAAGUCCAUCGAGGAAUAUGAGAAGACGCUUGAAACCAAGCGAGUUUCUGAACCAGCUGCUGCAUGAGAAUAUAGUCUUUGAUGUAACGUUCAUCCACAGACCACAAUACUAUUUUUCUUCGAAGAAUAAGGUAGUUGCUGGAGCCAUGGUUGGUUAUACUAUUUUUACAAAAUUUGUGGACCAAUUCUAAGAUAUUGUCAUGCAUGUAAGCUUCAUGUGUCACAUGAACCAUCAAUUCAAUGUACAAAGACAUGAAUGCUGAAAUAUGUUUAUAUAGAUUGUCUAGUGUAUGUUUAUUA
Quercus robur (English oak) is the source of this 1757-nucleotide messenger RNA. RefSeq names its product 4-hydroxyphenylpyruvate dioxygenase-like. Gene Ontology annotation, biological process: L-tyrosine catabolic process. Gene Ontology annotation, molecular function: 4-hydroxyphenylpyruvate dioxygenase activity. NCBI's taxonomy places the organism in Eukaryota, Viridiplantae, Streptophyta, Magnoliopsida, Fagales, Fagaceae. Bases 16 to 1524 code for a protein of 502 amino acids. The record is from RefSeq and is a predicted model, not a curated record. The transcript is spliced from 2 exons.